AUUAAUGAUAUUGAAGUAAGAAUGUUUGGAGAAUAUUACGAAUGUGACUGCCUUGGUAAAACUUCAGGACAUCCAGUUUUUUUAACUCUUGGAAAUAUUUCAACUUGGCUUCAAAAUUCUGCAGAUUCAAAAGUUCUUUUGGGAUUUUUACCAAAGGUUCAAGGUACCAUGAUUAAAACUACUAAUGCCUUUCGAAUUUUUCAAUAUAAGACAUAUCAAAAGUGCUUGAAAACUAUGCUUGAUCCUUUGCUAAAAAGACCAGAUAAAUUAUAUUUUGGUAUUCAAGAGUGGGUAGUAAGAUUCGCAGCAUGUAUUUCAGUCUUUAUUGCGUACAUACUCAAAGUUGAUGAAAUAACUGCGACAUAUAAGACAGCCAAUAGUAAAAUGCCAUGUUACAGUUGUCUGGUUCAGCAAAGAAAGGAGUAUUCUGUAUAUAAUGUAGAAAAUGCCUUCUGGGAAUUUCCAAAUUUUGAUGAUCAUCUUCGUCACAUUCCUCAUUUUCUUGAGUUAAAAUUAUUUAGUAAACUAGGACAAUUAAAAAUAAUGACUGCUGCAGACUAUCGGAAUCUAAUGAAGGUGAAGAGUAAUGAAUUAGUUCCAACCGUAAGCAAAGUUAUCUGUCAUAAGACUGAAGGAUUUGGAAAAAUACUAUACGAAUUGAAGCUAAAUGCUAUUGAAACUAGAGUGAACUUCCUAAAAAGCUCAAAUCAGACGCACCCGAAUUUCAUUGAAGAAUUAUCUCAACUAAUCCCAGCAUUAAAUGCUUUUCUGGAUAUGUCUUUACAAGAUUCA
Dentiscutata heterogama is the source of this 792-nucleotide messenger RNA. The record is from the annotation of a GenBank genome assembly. NCBI's taxonomy places the organism in Eukaryota, Fungi, Glomeromycota, Glomeromycetes, Diversisporales, Gigasporaceae.